Messenger RNA from Caenorhabditis sp. 36 PRJEB53466, 1445 nucleotides. The record is from the annotation of a GenBank genome assembly. Lineage: Eukaryota; Metazoa; Nematoda; Chromadorea; Rhabditida; Rhabditidae.
AUGGGCGAGGACUCUGAGAAGCUUGGAGAAGAGAAUAGAACCAUGCUGCAAGCAGCAGCAGCGCGCAGAAGGCAGGGAGAGGACGGCGAAGUGGAAAGAUCGCACGCCUCAAGGUAUCCGCUCGCGUGGAGUGCCUGCUCUUCGAGCAUCUGAUUAUGAUAUAGUGGAAUUCUGAUGGGCGAGGACUCUGAGAAGCCUGGAGAAGAGAAUAGAAGAAUGAUGGAAGCAGGAGAAGUGCGCAGAAGGCAGGGAGAGGACGGCGAAGAGGAAAGAUCGCACGCCUGUGGUAUCCGCUCGCGUGGAGUGCCUGUUCUCCGAGCAUCCGAUUAUGAUAUAGUGGAAUUCUUAUGGGCGAGGACUCUGAGAAGCUUGGAGAAGAGAAUAGAACCAUGCUGCAAGCAGGAGAAGUGCGCACAAGGCAGGGAGAGGACGGCGAAGCGAAUCAAUCGCACACAAGUGGCUCAGCUCGCUUCCAGUGGCUGCUGCUUGCAGCAUGGUUCUAUUCUCUUUUCCAAGCUUCUCAGAGUCCUCGCCCAUAAGAAUUCCACUAUAUCAUAAUCAGAUGCUCGAAGAGCAGGCACUCCACGCGAGCGGAUACCUUGAGGCGUGCGAUCUUUCCACUUCGCCGUCCUCUCCCUGCCUUCUGCGCGCUGCUGCUGCUUGCAGCAUGGUUCUAUUCUCUUCUCCAAGCUUCUCAGAGUCCUCGCCCAUCAGAAUUCCACUAUAUCAUAAUCAGAUGCUCGAAGAGCAGGCACUCCACGCGAGCGGAUACCUUGAGGCGUGCGAUCUUUCCACUUCGCCGUCCUCUCCCUGCCUUCUGCGCGCUGCUGCUGCUUGCAGCAUGGUUCUAUUCUCUUCUCCAAGCUUCUCAGAGUCCUCGCCCAUCAGAAUUCCACUAUAUCAUAAUCAGAUGCUCGAAGAGCAGGCACUCCACGCGAGCGGAUACCUUGAGGCGUGCGAUCUUUCCACUUCGCCGUCCUCUCCCUGCCUUCUGCGCGCUGCUGCUGCUUGCAGCAUGGUUCUAUUCUCUUCUCCAAGCUUCUCAGAGUCCUCGCCCAUCAGAAUUCCACUAUAUCAUAAUCAGAUGCUCGAAGAGCAGGCACUCCACGCGAGCGGAUACCACAGGCGUGCGAUCUUUCCUCUUCGCCGUCCUCUCCCUGCCUUCUGCGCGCUGCUGCUGCUUGCAGCAUGGUUCUAUUCUCUUCUCCAAGCUUCUCAGAGUCCUCGCCCAUUACAAUUCUUUUAUAUCAUAAUCAGAUGCUCGAAGAGCAGGCACUCCACGCGAGCGGAUACCACAGGCGUGCGAUCUUUCCUCUUCGCCGUCCUCUCCCUGCCUUCUGCGCACUUCUCCUGCUUCCAUCAUUCUUCUAUUCUCUUCUCCAGGCUUCUCAGAGUCCUCGCCCAUCAGAAUUCCACUAUAUCAUAAUCGGAUGCUCGAAGAGUAG